Messenger RNA from Musa acuminata AAA Group (dessert banana), 3236 nucleotides. Its product is annotated as glutamate receptor 2.8. Gene Ontology annotation, biological process: G protein-coupled receptor signaling pathway. Gene Ontology annotation, cellular component: plasma membrane. The transcript has 4 exons. Bases 72 to 2936 code for a protein of 954 amino acids. Gene Ontology annotation, molecular function: G protein-coupled receptor activity; ligand-gated monoatomic ion channel activity. The record is from RefSeq and is a predicted model, not a curated record. Lineage: Eukaryota; Viridiplantae; Streptophyta; Magnoliopsida; Zingiberales; Musaceae.
CUGAGAUCGCUUCCUUUCUCUCCACGCGUGCGAGGUUAUCAUUGAGGGAGGGAGACAGAGAGAGAGAGAAGAUGAGGAGUGCAUUCCAUCUCCGCCUCCCUUCUCUUCUUCCCGUUCUUCUCCUGCUGCUGCUGUCUUCAUCUUUAAGCUAUAGGCCUCGAGGAGCUCUUGCGGCUCAGUUCGACGUGGGUGUGAUCUUAGAUCGAAAGACAUGGAUUGGGAAGAUAAGCAGGACCUGCAUGAUCAUGGCGGUCGAGGAUUUCUACAAAGCAAAUCCAGAUUACACCACCAGGUUGUCUCUCCACUGGAGAGACACAGACAACUCCUCCAUCAGUGCAGCAUCAGCAGCUCUUGACCUGCUGAAAAAUGUCCGAGUGCAAGCUAUCAUCGGGCCACAGACAUCAACACAAGCCAAGUUUGUAGCAAUACUUGGAGAUAAAGCUCAGGUGCCCAUCAUCUCCUUCUCUGCAACGAGUCCAACCACGUCUUCCUCUCAGAACCCAUACUUCAUCCGCACUGCGUGGAAUGAUUCCUCUCAAGCCCAAGCCAUUGCGUCCCUCGUCGAAGCCUUCGGCUGGAGGGAAGUCGUUCCCGUGUACGAAGACUCCGAAUACGGCGCCUCAAUUGUGCCUCAUCUCAUCGACGCCCUGCAAGAAGUCGGCGCUAAUGUCCCCAACAGGAGCAUGAUCCCUCUGUCGGCCACCACGGAUCGACGGCUUGUGCUUGCGGAGCUCCAGAAGCUGAACCAGAGCAGGACGAGGGUCUUCGUGGUCCACAUGUCGUACUCUCUGGCCUUCCGGCUCUUCUCCACCGCACAGGAAGCAGGAAUGAUGGGAGAGGGGUACGUGUGGAUCACCACCUACGGCCUAACCGACCUCGUCGAUCUCCAGGGUCCGGCCGCCGCCCGCAUCAUGCGCGGUGCGCUUGGCAUCAGGCCUUACGUUCGCAAUACCACGAAACUCCAGGGCUUCAAGGCGCGGUGGCGGCGGCGGUAUCACCAGGAGAGCGUGAACGACAACCUGACGGAGCCCACCGUCUAUGGGCUGUGGGCGUACGACACGGUGUGGUCGCUGGCCAUGGCCGCGGAAGCUGUUCGAGCUUCGUCGAGUUCUCCGUUUACCUGGUCCAACGUCACCAACAGCUCCACCGACCUGGGACGGCUCGGGUCAUCCCCCACCGGACCGACGCUGCGGGAGCUGAUACUGAACACGACGCUCGUCGACGGCAUGAGCGGCAGGUUCGAGAUUGUGGAGGACGGGCAGGUGCUGCAGUCGAGAGCGUUCGAGAUACUGAACGUGGCGGAUGACGGCUGGAGGAGGGUCGGCUUCUGGACUCCGACGCACGGAGCGUCCCGGCACAUGAACAAGGCGACCGCUCUUAGAGUCGUCGAAUGGCCCGGUGGCGGCACGAAACCGCCCAAGGGAUGGGAGUGGCCGACGGCCGGUAACAAGCUUAUCGUCGGCGUUCCAGUGAAGCCCGGUUUCCCGCAGUUUGUGACGGCGAACAACUCGGUCCCCGACGGAUACUGCAUCAAAGUAUUCGAAGCCGUCCUGAGUCAACUACCUUACCAUGUUCCCAUCCAAUACGAAAUAUAUAAAGACAACCAUGGAGAGAGCAAUGGAACAUACGAUGAUCUCGUCUACCAAGUCUUUCUUCAGAAAUAUGAUGCUGUGGUGGGUGAUGUGACGAUACGGGCGAACCGAUCGCUAUACGUGGAUUUCACUCUGCCCUUCACCGUGUCCGGCGUGUCCAUGGUCGUCCCCAUCAGGGACGACCGCCGGAAGGACGCGUGGACCUUCAUGAAUCCGUUGACGCCCAACCUCUGGUUCGCGAGCGGCGCCGCCUUCGUCUUCACCGGGUUGGUGGUCUGGUUUCUGGAGCACCGGACCAACGUCAACUUCAACCCCGGGCGGGCGUCGAACCAGAUUGGCACCGUCUUCUACUUCUCCUUCUCCACGCUCGUCUUCGCCCACCAGGAGAAGGUGCUGAGCAACCUGGCCCGGGUGGUGGUGGUCAUAUGGUUGUUCGUGGUGCUCAUACUGCAGUCGAGCUACACCGCCAGCUUGACCUCCAUGCUCACCGUGCAACAGCUUCAGCCCACCGUGAGCGACGUGGAUCAGCUCGUCAGGGACGGCAGCAAGGUCGGGUACUUGAAGGAUUCCUUCAUGCCGGGGCUUCUGAAGCGGCUCAAGUUUAACGAGUCGCAGCUGAUCCCCUACGAGUCGCCGCAGGAGUACCAUGAUGCCUUGCUCAAUGGAAGUGUUGCAGCCAUUGUGGAUGAGAUACCCUACCUCAAGGUCUUCCUCUCAAAGUACUGUGACAAGUUCACCAUGGUUGGGACCAUCGACAAGACCAGUGGACUUGGAUUUGCCUUCCCAAAAGGUUCACCAUUAGUUCCUGAUGUUUCCACGGCUAUUCUGAAUGUAAUUGAGACCAACAAAACGAAGGAUCUUGAGAACAUGUUGUAUGGGAACACAAGUUGUCCCGACAAAGAUCCUGACAUGACUUCAAGCAGACUUACAUUUAACAGCUUCUGGGGCUUGUUUCUCAUAAGCGGAGCAACUUCUUUCUCUGCCUUGAUUCUACAUCUAGUUUUCUUCCUCUAUGAGCAUAGGCAUGGUUUACAAGAUGGUCAAUGGCGCUCUAUACUUGGAUGGCUCGCGACGUUGGCCAAGCUCUAUAGUCAGACAGACUCUUGUGCUGAUGCACCAGAGAAGGCCAAACCUCAAGAUGGCACAGCAACUGGUGACAUUCCGGAUUCACCCUACCAAGACAGUGGGUGGCAAACCCCAUUGAGCAUUUCCAACCACGCAAAUGGAUAUCUCGGAUCUGAAGAUGACACAGGAACUCCACCCGAGGAGGAAGAGACCCCAGGGAGAGAGAUCUCUGAACAAACUCAAGGUUCUCCAUCAUUUGCUGAGAUGCUGAGGAGGUGAGACUCGUUGUCCUCUAAGGUGGCUGAGUGAUCUACUGGCUGAAAUCAAUACUGCAAGUAAUCUACUUGUCAAAAGUGCUAACAUUCAUCAACUACAAUCCUAUAGGCAAAGGAAAACAAAGAACAAACCAAUACGAUUCUUGUUCCUUUCAGUAAUUGUGUAUAAUCUAAGUGGCAACCUUCCAAAUUGUUUUAGUUGUUUCCAUAAUUCGUAGCAUAUAAUGGCCAUUAGUUCCAUCAAGUUUUUCGAGUUCUCCAAGCAAUAAAAUGCAUUAACAGACUCUGUUGAGCUAUUGUUCUA